Messenger RNA from Saccostrea echinata, 2738 nucleotides. RefSeq names its product G2 and S phase-expressed protein 1-like. NCBI's taxonomy places the organism in Eukaryota, Metazoa, Mollusca, Bivalvia, Ostreida, Ostreidae. Gene Ontology annotation, cellular component: microtubule cytoskeleton. Gene Ontology annotation, molecular function: microtubule binding. The record is from RefSeq and is a predicted model, not a curated record. The transcript is spliced from 12 exons. Bases 87 to 1976 code for a protein of 629 amino acids.
CUGAAGCAAAGAUUUUUUCCAUUGCUAUUGAAGUAUUUGCAAUUUGAUGUGUUUGACUACAAUUAUCUGGAUACACUCAGCAAGUUAUGGAAGCUUGUGGAAUUUUAAUUGAUCUGAGUGAACCCAUAGAAAACAGCCCACCUAAGCCAAUCCAGAGUAAAAGUCCCUCCCAACUAGAAACUAAGAACAAGAGUCCUGAAUCGGAAACUGUGAGAAAGUCAGGAGGCAGUCACAACUCAUUAGUUGACUCUAUAGAAAUAGAGAGAAGUGCAGACAGAAGAGGCAGCUAUACCAUUGAUAGAGGCAAUCUACUACAGGAUCUGGACGACAUCACAUCUGAGAUAGACUGUAGCAGUGAUAAAGUAAAACAUGUUACACCAGAAUUUCAGCUGCUAGAGAAUGAACAGUUUGACUUUGACCUUCCCUACUCUCCAGGAGUAAGGAGCAUAACUUCACCAGGACCAGAAGAAGAGGAUGACGAAGAAGUAUUCUUGGGACCCGUGGGAUUCACAGAAAAAUGUGUGGCCACAGUUGUAUCUGAAAUAGCACCCCUUGAGGAGCCCCUGAAACCCUUCAGUCCCCUCAAACCUCACCAGAUAGCAGAAAUCUACAAGGAGGCGCAGAUGGUGGUUUACAGAAUUAACAAGGAAAAGCCAGAUGAGGAAGAAAGGGGAGGUAAAUCUAAGUUAGGAGUCCCAAAUGGGGAUGCACAUACCCCAUUGAGACACCAGAGGAAAGACACGUUUACAGAAAGCCCCGAGGCAAUUUUUCGACUUCCAGAGAAUGUUGUUAAGGCCAUGCCUGUGAUUGACUUGGAAAUCGAGGAUCCUUUCCAAAAGAAAAUUGGGGAGGACAAGGAGAAUUUGAAAGUGGAGGAUGUUAAUAGAUUGGCCCCUCCUAAGAACAACAAACUCUCUGAGUCAAAGCUGUCUUGCUCAAAUAAUGCAAAGAAGACUGGAAGUUCCAAAAAUUAUGAUGGGCCUGCCAGUGAUACAGACGACACAUGUAGUGUCACAUCAGACACAAGCGAGAAUUCUGUUUCCAGGCUUCCUGUCAACAAAUGUAGCUUACCAAAAACAAAGACUUCCACAAAACAAUCCAAUUUGAAGAGACCUUCUAUGUUAAAACCUCCUGGUGCUGCCAGUAAAUCAAACGAAAACCUGUCAACAAGCAUCAACUCCACCACAAAAACAGCCACUGCUUCAUUGGAAAAGUCAAAGAUUGUCCCUCCAUCUAAAUCACGCAGGAGUUUGAAUCCCAGCAGCAGAAAGUCUUUAGGGUUAAACACUUCAGGGAUUCCAAACAAUACAACAUCAUCUAGUAUUUCAAACAUGAAAGAGAACAGUAAGGAUGUGGAUGGGCCAGUCAAAAAGGGGCCGACAACCAGGUUAUCCUUGAUGAAACCUGGAGGCAUCCAGAAGCCAGCAUUAAAAUCACAGAUUACAGAGACUAAGAGUAAAACAGGUCCACUUAAGGCUCUUCCAAACACUUCAAAUAUUCCAGACAAAGUGGAAGAAAAGGUCAAGCCAGCCUUGUCCAAGCAGAUGUUGUUAGACCCAUCAGUGUGUACACCAGUGAAGCCGGAGAAGAGAGUCCAACCUAAACUUCUGUCCAGCAACUUCACCACACCAAUCAGAUCAAAUUCUGUUAGUUCUAGUACGCCUGCCUCUGUCCGUCGAAAAUCUUUUUUGCCAACACCUCAAAAAGUGCGUAGUGAGUCAACCAGUGCUCUACCUCAACCAAGUCCUUUGGUCAAGUCCAGCAGUACCUCCUCCCAAAAAAUGAGCUUAUCCGAGUCCCCCCUGGUCAGCCGUAGCCUGAGAAGCACAGAACAAAAAUCAAGACGAGAAAUUCCAAAAAGUAGGCACUCCAUUGCGGGGAAAACCAGUCCUCUAAAGACAAUUCCAAAGAAAAUGGCUGCCAAGGGCAUUUAUCAAGGUCGGAGGAGCUUUGCCCAAUACAAGACCACACAGUAAUAACAACUGGAACUUGUGCAUAUAUAUGGUUCCAAACUUAGAUAGAAAUAAUUAUCAAGUGUAAUUAAGGAUCAUAUAAACAUGAACUUUUUAUUUGUUUAUAGAAAUAAUUAAUAUAUUGUUGAUAAUUACACAUUUUUACCAAAUAAAUAUAACUGGAGAAAUUUUUAAUUUUUGUAAAAACAAAAAUACAUUUUUUUUUUUUUUAUAUAUCAGGCAUUUACUGUUCUUUUUGUACAAAGUAAUUUUAUUUUAUGUUGCAUCAUCCUGAAUUCAUUUUGUUUGAUGAUUGCUUGAGAAUAGGAAGAGAAAUGCAAAGCACUGUGAACACAAGGAACCCUUUAUGUCUGUCCUUUCCACCGUACUUUUUGAAUUUACAACUACAAAAAAAUUCUUGGACCAAAAGUUGUCCCCCUUUAAAAAUGAGUACUUUCUACUAAGUUUCCCAAUGAUAUGUUAGUGUGCUGCUUAUUAAAGUGGAUUUAGGUAGAACAUAUUAUAAAUAUUAGAAAUUGCCAUGUUUUGUGAAAUUUUUAUGUAAAACAUUUGAUUGAAAAUACUCUUCAAUGAAUUGUUUGCUUUACUAGUAAUUUGUAGAAAAGCAAUUUUGAUUGAAAUUCUGCAUUGUUUAUUUUGACCUGUAAUAUCAAAUGAAAAUUGUGCUUUAAUUUGAGUGUAGUAGUCAGUGCUAAUUACUUUUUUGUGGUGCUUAAAUAGUUACAUGUAAUUACAGUUUAACCAGAAAUAUCAAUACUAUGAAAU